Messenger RNA from Prorocentrum cordatum, 2222 nucleotides. The record is from the annotation of a GenBank genome assembly. Lineage: Eukaryota; Dinophyceae; Prorocentrales; Prorocentraceae.
AGCCGUUUUGGCUCAGGCUGGUUGGGGCACCAGGCCCAGACCGACUUGACCUCUUCAAUCUUCCGUACCGGCCGAUUCGCUCGCCGCCCGCCCGCGCACCCGCCCCGACGAUGGCGGCCCAGCGUUCUGGCGGCCGGCCGCUGGCCGGCCUCCGCCUCGGUGCCGCUCCGCUGCUGCUGCUGGCGGCGCGGCCGCGGGCCGCAGUGGGCCGCUUCGAGUACGACGCGGAGGCGCGGGUGGAGUCGGCGCGCCUGUUCGGGAACGUGGAUCAGUACGCGUACUACUUCACCGACCUCCUCGUCGGCUCGCCGCGCCAGCAGAGGACCUCGGUCAUCAUCGACACGGGCAGCAGGCUAGUCGGCUUCCCGUGCGGCGGCGAGUGCGAGCAUUGCGGGAGCCACCUGGAUCCAGGCUACGACACCUCGCAGUCGGGCUCGCUGUCGUGGCAGACGUGCACGGAUUGCCCGGGGUCGUGCAGCAAGGACCAGGACAGGUGCCCGUACAAGGAGUCGUAUGCCGAGGGUAGUGAGAUUUCUGGGUUUUGGUUCGACGACAUGGUUGAAUUGGGUGAUGCAUUUUCGAAGAACCCGCCAGUGCGGGUCACGUUAGGCUGCCACACGAACGAGAACAAGUUAUUCUACUCGCAGCGCGCCAACGGCAUAAUGGGCCUGGCACCCACCACGGGCGUACCCAACCGCCCCGCAUUCCUCGAGUCGAUGUUCCAGGACACCGCGCACGUGAACACCGACGUGUUCGCGAUAUGCUUGGCCACCUGGGGUGGACGCCUCACCGUUGGUGGCUACAACUCCUCGUAUCACCUCGGCGGCGGGGGCGGCGAACUCCACUGGGUGGCCAUGAAUGCCGGACACUACUACUACGUCUCGCCCAGGGGCCUAUCCCUGGGCGGGCCCUCCCCCGUGGAGCUGGUGUACGGCCCCGACAGCUUCGGCUACACCAUCGUGGACAGCGGCACCACGUACACGUACUUCCCGGAGGCGGUCUACGCGAGGCUGGCGGGCGCCCUGGCCCUCUUCUGCGAGCAGGCGCAGCACGGCGCCGUCCAGGUCGAGGACGGCUGCUGGGACCUCGACGGCGACGAGGCGGUCGACGCGUUCCCGCCCAUCACCUUCGAGUUCGCGGAGGCCAACAUCGACUGGUGGCCCCGGUCCUACCUCCACCGCAGGGAGGGCCAGACGUGGUGCCUGGCAUUCCAGCCGAGCGGCACGAAGCAGACGGUGCUGGGCAUCUCCUUCAUGCAGCACAAGGACGACGUCGUCUUCGACCUCGGCGGGGCACGCCUGGGCGUCGCGGACGCGGCCUGCCCCGAGUACCGGGAGCAGCCCGCCUUCGAGCAGAAGUUCUCCGCCGGCCCCGCCGCCCCGCGCCUGGGCGCGAGCCUGCGCGCAGGCAGCUCCCGCGCGGCCGAGCCCGCGCGCACCGCCCUCGCCGGCGCCGCGGCGCGGCCGGGGCUCGCCUCGGUGGGGGCCGCGGCGGCCCUGGCCGCAGCGUCGCUGGCAGCCUUGCGCGCGAGGUGGGCCGGGAGGUGCGCCGCGCACUCCGGCGGAGGCGGCGAGGACGAGGCGAGCCUGGUGGCCCUGGCCGACGAGGCGGGGCGGCGCUCGGGGCUGGCGGCUGCGGCCGAGGCCCUCUAGGCGCAGCAAAGGGGCGGGGCUGCCGUGGCCGGCUGCCGUGCGCGGGGCUGUGCGCAGGGCAGCGGGCGGGCUCUGCUCGCUUCCGGGCUGGCCCGGGUCAGCCCCGGCCAUAGCCGCUGCGGGGCCGGAGGAGAGCCGGGCCCAGAUCUCCGACGGUGCGGUUUGUUCAGUCCGCAUUUUAUCGGGAACUGGAGGUUCAUCGGGAGCUGGAUCAUAUACAUUGCCAACCUUUGGGAGCCUUAUGUGUCCGAGACGUCGGGUGUCGGGGGAGAGCGGCGUACGUCCCUCUAUCGUAUUUCGAAAGUCCCUGCGCGCCGCGCCUCGUACAAACGUCGCGCUCGCGCAGGUUCAAGUAUGUAGGCCUGCGUGUUUUUGCCUUAUUUCGGCGGCUGUGGCAAAGCAACUCAGCUGCGAUAUGCGAGUGUCUUACCGCUGUGUGAGACGCAUACUCUGCACAUGCACGCAUAUUUUAAAGUGCACGUUCGUUCUCACAGGCGCUCUACUUGCCCAGCAGAUUCCAACGGAUCUUCUGUGGCAACUGCUCGUGGGGGAGAUGGCGAUCGAAAGACC